CCCUCAAAAAUCGGGGUCCCCCCGGCUCAGGGCUCCGCACCGCGGGAGCCGCCCCGGCGCGCCGGGGGCGGCGGGAGCGGAGCGGGGCGGGCCCGGGAGCGUUCCCGGUGCUCCAUGGAAAAGGCCCGGCCCGGCUGGAAACCGGGCUAAGCAGGGAACGGCAGCCGGAUUCCUUCGGCCGGCGGGAAGUUGACGCACCGGCCUAAGAAUAGCUCGGGCAGGGGGAGCGCGGCCGGGGCUGCCGCCGGAGUGCAGCUGCUGAUGAAAUCGCAGCCGGGAGCGUCGGAGUCUUUGGAUCUUCCCAUGCCCGGGACCUUUGACUCAUAAAAGGCUCCCGCAAGAAGCGUCGGGAGCAGGGGAGGGAAGGAAGAGGAGCCGGGGGAGCUGCUGGAAGGAGCGGAGCCCGUCCCGGAGCCGGGGGGAGCUGCGGGGGCACGGAGAAAGUCGCUGCAUGUGGAGUUCUCGGACAAGAUGCUCUCUCUGAAGAAAUACUUCACGGAAGGCCUGAUCCAGUUCACCAUCCUGCUCAGCCUCGUCGGCGUGCGCGUGGACGUGGACACCUACCUGAAUUCCCAGCUCCCUCCCCUGCGGGAGAUCAUCCUGGGCCAGAGCUCGGCCUACACCCAGACCCAGUUCCACAACCUGCGCAACACCUUGGACGGAUAUGGCAUCCACCCAAAGAGCGUCGAGCUGGACUAUUACUUCACCGCCCGCCGCCUGCUCAGCCAGGUGAGGGCUCUGGACAGGUUCCAGGUGCCCAGCACCGAGGUCAGUGCCUGGCUGGUGCACCGGGAUCCCGAGGGAUCCGUGUCCGGAGGGCAGCCCGGGGCCGGCGGCGGGCUGCAGGAUGGCGGCGCCGGCGACGGCGGCGUGAGGGAGAGCGGAGCCGAGCAGGGAUUCGGGGAGGAGCUGGAGGAUCUGGGAGCCGUGGCAGCGCCUGGCAAUGGGGAUCUCACCAAGGAGGACAUCGAUUUGAUUGACAUCCUGUGGAGACAGGAUAUUGAUCUCGGCGCUGGGCGAGAGAUUUUUGACUACAGCCACCGUCAGAAAGAGAGCGAAGUGGACAAAGAGCUGAGCGAUGGGAGGGAGCGCGGGGACAGCUGGAGGAGUGCAGGGAAUGAGGUCUUGGAUAGAAUCCCGCUAGUUGAUGGAGAGACCGGGGAGAGUUUCCCUGCGCAGGUGCCCGGAGCGGAGGAUCAGACAGCCCUGUCCCUGGAGGAGUGCCUUAGGCUGCUGGAGGCCACCUUCCCCUUCGGGGACAAUUCCGAGUUCCCAGCUGCGGAUGUCCCCGCCCUGAGCGAAGCCGUGCCCGGGCAGAGCCGGGCCCCGGGCGGCCCCCCCAGCCUGCUGUCCCCUCUGCUGGCCGAGACCGAGUCGCCCUUCGACCUGGAGCAGCAGUGGCAGGACCUGAUGUCCAUCAUGGAGAUGCAGGCCAUGGAGGUGAACGGCACGAGCGCCGAGAGCCUCUACGGCGGCGGCGGCGGCGGCGGCGGCGACCUCCUGGCGUCCAACUACAGCCUGGCCCCCGGCACGCCCAUCAACCAGAACGUCAGCCUGCAUCAGGCCUCGCUGGGCGGCUGCUCCCAGGACUUCUCCCUCUUCAGCUCGGACAUGGAGAGCCCCUCCAUGGCGGGCGGCUCGGCCCUGCUGCAGCUGACGCCCGACAACUCCACCGGCCUCAACAGCACCUUCGGCUCCACCAACCUGAGCGGGAUCUUCUUCCCGCCCCAGAUGAACAGCACGGGUAACGAGACGGCCGGGCCCGAGCUGCCCGACCCCCUGGGAGGGCUGCUGGACGAGGCCAUGCUGGAUGAGAUCAGCCUGAUGGACUUGGCCAUCGAGGAGGGCUUCAACCCCGUGCAGGCCUCGCAGCUGGAAGAGGAGUUCGAUUCCGACUCGGGUCUUUCCCUGGAUUCCGGCCACAGCCCCGCGUCCCUGAGCAGCUCCGAAGCCUCGUCCUCGUCGUCCUCUUCCUCUUCGUCCUCUUCCUCCUCCUCGUUUUCCGAGGAAGGCGCCGUGGGCUACAGCUCGGACUCGGAGAACGUGGACUUUGAGGAAGCGGAAGGGGCGGUUGGCUACCAGCCAGAGUACAGCAAGUUCUGCCGCAUGAGCUACCAGGACCCGGCGCAGCUCCAUUACCUGCCUUACCUGGAGCACGUCGGCCACAACCACACCUACAACAUGGCCCCGGGCGCCCUGGACCCCGAGGAGCCCAAAGCGCCCGGCGCCGGCAAGAAGAGCGGCAAGGAGAAACCGUCCGAGCUGCUGGACAAGCAGCUGAGCCGCGACGAGCACCGCGCCAGGGCCAUGAAGAUCCCCUUCACCAACGACAAGAUCAUCAACCUGCCCGUGGAGGAGUUCAACGAGCUCCUGUCCAAGUACCAGCUGAGCGAGGCCCAGCUCAGCCUCAUCCGCGACAUCCGCCGGCGCGGCAAGAACAAGAUGGCCGCCCAGAACUGCCGCAAGAGGAAACUGGACACCAUCCUCAACCUGGAGCGCGACGUGGAGGAGCUGCAGCGCGACAAGUCCAAACUGCUCAGGGAGAAGGUGGAGUUCCUCAAAUCCAUCCGGCAGAUGAAGCAGAAGGUGCAGAGCCUGUACCAGGAGGUGUUCGGGCGGCUGCGGGACGAGCAGGGCCGGCCCUACUCGCCCAGCCGGUACGCGCUGCAGUACGGCAGCGACGGCAGCGUGCUGCUGAUCCCGCGCGCGCCCGCGCCCGCCGAGCCGCAGCCGCGGCGCCAGGAGCGCAAGCAGAAGGACAGGAGGAAGUGAAGGGCGGCGGCGGAAGGGAGAGCUGGGACGAGGGCCGAGCCUGGAAGUGCUUGCGGAGGGAACUUUGAUGCCUUCUUAUCCGAUUCUGUCUUCUCCAAGCGCACGCGGCGCCGGCGGCGCGCGCCGGGGACUCUGCGGGAGCGGCCGUCCCGGAAUAAAAGGGGGUGGGGGGACGGAGCCCACCCCAAGCCCAGCUGCCACCGGCCACCCCCGGGGCGCUGGGAGAGCAGGGACGAGCUGGCAUCGCUGCUGGGGAGGUUGGCACGAGGUGGAUAAAGCGUUAAAAAAAAAAAACCACAAAAAACAAAAAAAAAAAAAAAAAAAAAAAAAAAAAUUCCCACAAAAAAAAAAAAACAAACUACUGUUAGGAACUGGCUUUAAGUAAGAGAAAAAAAAAACAAAAACAAGAAAAAAAAAGAGAUUUAAGCGAAUGGACUUCAAACCAAGUUAUAGGAGAGACGUUUUUCUGAACUUCCAAAGUUCUGUGAUUUCAGGUAGUUGGUUGUUUUUAAUUUGUUUUUCCUUUUUUUUUUUUUUAAUUCUUUUUUGGUUUUUUUUGUUUUUUCCUUUUUCCUUUUCCCGACCCCGUUUCUGCCAUCGGUGUGUGUGAGAUAUUCCAGAUUUCUCCUUCCUCGAUGGGAGAUCAGACCAGGGCACACGUGGAGAGACACAGAAGUGGCGUGACUUCCAUUAACCCCUUCCAGCCCGAGGAAGAGCAGAGCCAGGGGGUGACUCCCAUUAACCCUUUCCUGCCUGGGGAGAGGGCAAAAAUCCAUCCUGGGAGAAAGGAGGACGAGGGGGGAUCCACGCAGAGCUUUGGGAUGGGGAAGGGAGGGAGGAGCGGGGCUGGAGGAGCAGCAGGAUCCCUUCCUGAGCACUCAGCCCCCGCCUGCUUCUCCUGGGAAGGAAUUUUGGGUCAGGAACAGCACAAGGGGAGCGCUGGGACCCCGAUCCCAACCUCAGCCCCGGCCUUGGGGUGUCACCUCGAGCUGCAGGUCCCCGUCCCGUAACCACGCUUGGGUUUUUGGGGGGGUUCCAGCCUUGAAUUUUUAUUUUUUUUUUUUCCUCCCCCCUUUUAGGGUCUAGAAGUGCUUGUGUUGAGUAAAAAACAAAGAAAGAAAGAAAGAAAAAAAAAACCCUAAAAAAAAAUUACAAAAAAAAAAAAGCAAAAAAAGCCAAAAAAAAAAAAAAAAAUAGGGAGAAGCCCAAACGUUCAAAGCUGCUCAAUGUUCUCUUUGCCAUAAAGACUCCGUGUAACCGUGUGAUCACAUUAUAGGAUUCUCUUCUGUCCCUAGAGGUGUUGGUCUGACUUCCUUUGUUUUUCAGGAGGGGGGUGGGGGUAGUGCCUUGAUCACGGUCAGGUCUCCACACCUCGGAGACCAUCCUAGAGCUGUAUUUCCAUAUAGCACAGCUGGGAGUGUUCUGACUUUACCAGCAACCGGAAAAAAAAACAAAAAAAACAAAAAAAAAACCAAAUAAAAACCAAAAUAGAAAUGAAAAAAAAAAUAGAAAUAAUAAUAAUUAAAAAAAAAAAAAAAAGCUUAAAAAAAAUAAAUAAAAUGAAAUAACGGCUUUUCCGAGCCAGUCCUGUGCAUGGGAUCCAAGGAGGAUUCCAGGGUGGUCCUUCCACCUGGAAAAGCAGCAGGGAAGGCCCGCUGGCAAGAUGUGUGUGGGUUUGUGGGAAUGUUUUCCAGGUUUUUUUGGGAAUGCUUGGAGCUGGGAUUGGCCGGGUGGGACCCUCGAGCCCCCUCCGGCUUCCCGGGAAUGAAGCACAAGUUGGGAUGUGGGGAGGUUGGAAUGGAGAGAGAGCCCUGUGCGUGUGGUUUAAAUUAUUUUUUUUUUGUUUGUUUCCUCUUAGAAACUUUUUUUGAUUUGAAUGAUCUGUGACCUGUCAGGGAGAGAAGAGAGAUUGUUGUGAGCACAGGACAAAAAAAAAAAAAAUAAAAACGGCUUAUUCACUGUA
Molecule: messenger RNA, 4735 nt
Organism: Vidua chalybeata
Lineage: Eukaryota; Metazoa; Chordata; Aves; Passeriformes; Viduidae
Gene: NFE2L1
Product: NFE2 like bZIP transcription factor 1
Exons: 7
Coding region: 472-2772 (766 amino acids)
Biological process (GO): regulation of transcription by RNA polymerase II
Cellular component (GO): nucleus
Molecular function (GO): DNA-binding transcription factor activity, RNA polymerase II-specific; RNA polymerase II cis-regulatory region sequence-specific DNA binding
Source: RefSeq, a predicted model, not a curated record